AUGAAGCAGACAGAGGAGGUUGAGGCCGUGCCCGAGCACCCGCAGGACCCCGAGUCCCUCUUCAACCUCAUGUCGGGCAUCUUGGGCAUCUCCCCUUUCGCCGCCCCCGAGGGCCAGCAGAGACAAUCGGACCCUCUUUACUCCUCCUGCCCCGAGGUGACUCACGACCAGCUGGACCUUUAUGCCAACUGCCAGCCUGAAAUGAGCGCGUGUGUCCAAGCGCCCUUCCCGGAGCAGGGAUACGCCGGCUUCCCUGGCGCAGAGAGCGAGCCCGCACUGCAGGGAAGUGCCUCGCAGGGCUUCUUCGACACCAAGCUCCUGGACAGCAAGCAGGACAUCAAGCUGCCCUCGCUUUCCCCAGCCCUGGACAAGUUCAAGGCGCCCUGCUCGCAGUGGGAGCCCAUCACCCAGCACCAGGCCUUCGUGCCCACCGGCUACCAGCCCGCCGAGGCCUUUGCCGCUGCGGACGCUGGCCACACUCUGUUCCAUGCACUGGGCUCCAAGAUGGAAAACGUGCUCUCUGUGAGCUGCCAGUCACAGCUCGGCAGCCUCGCGGAGGAUCCCGGCUGCUUUGGCAGCAAUUUGGGGUUUGCUUGCGAGCCGGAUAAUUUCCAGGCCCGCGGUGACUUUGGCGAUGCCAAAAUCCACAGCCUCCCCACGCAGCUGAUCCCAGAGUUUGACACCUCCUUGGCGCAGCCGGACGUCCUGCCGGGUUUGAUGAGCUCAAACGAGCUGCUCCAUCCUCAGCCGUCCCCCUCCAUCCCCGCCACGGACUUUCUGGCCCACCCGGCACCGUCUUCCAUCGCCUCCCUGCUCCCUGCCACCCCGCCAGCCCUCGGCGAGCCCAAGAAGAAGACGCGCAGGACCAAGUGCUCAUCCAAAUGCUUCUGCCCCAAACCCCAUGAGAAGGCCUUCGCCUGCCCCGUGGAGAGCUGCAUCCGGAGCUUCGCCCGCUCCGACGAGCUCAACCGGCACCUGCGCAUCCACACGGGCCACAAGCCCUUCCAGUGCCGCAUCUGCCUGCGCAACUUCAGCCGCAGCGACCACCUCACCACGCACAUCCGCACGCACACGGGCGAGAAGCCCUUCUCGUGCGACGUGUGCGGGCGCCGCUUCGCCCGGAGCGACGAGAAGAAGCGGCACAGCAAGGUGCACAUGAAGCAGAAAGCCCGCGCCGAGGAGAAGCUCAAAGGCCUCGGCUUCUUCUCGGUGGGUCUCUCCUUCGGGGCACUGUGA
Tinamus guttatus (white-throated tinamou) is the source of this 1236-nucleotide messenger RNA. NCBI's taxonomy places the organism in Eukaryota, Metazoa, Chordata, Aves, Tinamiformes, Tinamidae. The record is from RefSeq and is a predicted model, not a curated record.